AUGUCGUCGCGUGCCAUCAGAAAGCUGCAGAAGCUGCGCGAACAGCAGCAGCUUGAAGAAGAUCACGAUGACUCAAGCGACAAUGAAGCCCCGCGCCCCGCUAAGCCGAAGUUCAAUGCUUUCGAUCUGCUCAAUGCCGGCGAUGAUGAUGAUGAAGAGUCAGAGGAGGAGACCCCGGAGCCUGUAACGCAAACUGUGCAGCCUGAACCCGAAGCCGAACCCACAAAGCCGAAGAGCGCCAGCAAGAAGAAGAAAAAGAAGGCCAAGAAGGCCAAAGCGGCCGCAGCCACCGAAUCGGCUUCUAAGCCAUCUGACGAUGCAGAGCUGGACGAGAUCGACAGAGCUCUGAAGGCUCUGGCCACGGGGGGCCAACACUCGACCGGUGCCGAUCUGCCAGCGAACACACAACUCAGUCGAGAUGCCUCGUUCCCAAAAACCACCGAUGAGCUACUCGGCGUGGAACCGAAAUAUCUGAACGCAACCAACGAAAUGCGGCGACUAUUUGGAAAUGUAGUUUUGGAGAACUUUGACCAGCAAGAUGCAGGCUCGGGCCGUAGGCGGGAUCGCAAUCGCGAAACGGUCGACCUUGGUCAAGCUUUGACAGGAAGGUAUAGCCCGGCCAGCAGAGGCCAGAGUCUAGCGGGCGUUACAUUGCGCCGGAAUGUCCUCAUGCAAGGAAAGGACGAUUGGCCACGCGCACCCAGCGGAGGCCUGGGCAUGGAGAUUGUUGAAAAGUAUCCUCUGGGAGAUACUCUUUACAAAAUCGUGCAUAAUGCAUCCUAUCAGGAUGUACAAAAUCAAUUCGAUCUCUGCGUCGAGUCGAUGGAUCCGCAGCGGUUGAUCCAGCAUCUUCAGUAUAAUCCCUACCAUAUUUCUACUCUUCUACAAGUCUCCGAGAUCGCCAAACAUCAAGGUGAUCAUGCGGUUUCCGCUGACCUUCUGGAGAGAGCGUUGUUCAACAUCGGGCGGUCCGCCCACUCUUCAUUUAACAAUCGACUCAAGGAAGGCCAGGCCAGGCUUGACUUCAUGAAGUUCGAGAACCGAGAACUGUGGCUUGUUGGUUGGAGAUAUAUUGCCAAUUUGGGCAUGAAGGGAACAUGGAGAACUGCCUACGAAUGGGCAAAGCUUCUACUCAGCUUGAACGACUCCGAUCCCUACUGUAUCAGACUGCUGAUUGACCAUCUGGCUCUGCGUGGCCGGGAGUAUGCGCAGUUCAUUGACAUGUGCACCCAAACUCGUUUUAGCCGCGACUGGGCUGGUCUGCCGAACAUUCAGUGCUCACUGGUGAUGGCUUAUCUACGCCUAAACAGGCCCCAGGACUGCCGCCGGCAGCUCCACCACGCCAUGUCUCGUUAUCCGUGGGUGUUUAGUAGACUCGCACAGGAAUUGGAUCUUUCACACAUUCCUAAGCAGAUCUGGGGCAAAAUGCCACCAACUGGGUCUCAUGAGCUCCUCACUGAGCUCUACAUUACUCGUGCAAAGGAUUUGUGGAACACACCCGAAGCUGUGGCUCUGAUCAUGGAAGUCGCCGACACUCUUUCCGGUGAGGAGCCCAUCGAGCCACCGGAGAUCACUCUGGAUAUUGCUCGUCAUGUUGUUCUAUCCGAUAUCCCCAAGGUGACAACCCACCUACCAAAUCGCUUCGUAUCGGGCCGAAUGUCCUCUUCAGACCCUCUCCCUCCAUAUGAGUCGGACGCUUUCCGUCAGCAAUCAGAUCCAACUCCGGCAUACCUCUCCCGAAUCCCAGAAGGCGGUCGACCGCAAUGGCUCCGCGAUCUGAUGGGCCAGAUCAACGACGGGGCCAUUGCCUUCCCCCGCUUCCAAGGCGAUGACGAGGAAGGCGGUGUUGGCGAGCACGUUGAAGCCACAGAUGCGCGUGCAGAUACUCGACCCCGUGCAUUGGAUGGCGACCAGCAAGUUCUUGAGCAAUUACUCCUAGGAGAUGGAUUGGACUCUCUGCAGAUGUUUCUGCAUCAGCAUGGAGUUGAUCGGGGUAACUGGGGAGAUGUAUUGGACUAUGCUCCGCUCACGGAUUUCCUGGAGACUCUCGGAGCAAUCCAGCCAGAGGACCAUCGUCAACAGUUGCUGCAUGGCCCUAUUCAAGGUGUUAUUGGUGAAUUUGCGGUUACCAUGCUUGAGGAUGAGUUGGAGAUGAUGGAAGAAGAGGAAAUGUCGGAUAAUAGUGAUGUAUAG
Molecule: messenger RNA, 2193 nt
Organism: Penicillium atrosanguineum
Lineage: Eukaryota; Fungi; Ascomycota; Eurotiomycetes; Eurotiales; Aspergillaceae
Product: transcriptional repressor TCF25 family protein
Exons: 1
Coding region: 1-2193 (730 amino acids)
Biological process (GO): ribosome-associated ubiquitin-dependent protein catabolic process; rescue of stalled cytosolic ribosome
Cellular component (GO): RQC complex
Source: RefSeq, a predicted model, not a curated record